UCGUUCUAUAAAACUUGCUUUUUUGGUCAGCUUUCGAUAGCUUUUGACUGCACAACAUCGCAAAUUCUUGGCUGUUACUUUUACACAUUCAUUAUAUCAGACUACUUUCAGGUGAUUGAAGAUCUAGAGGAAAAUGAAUUGAAUUUUUUCAUCAAGUAUGGUGAAUUAGGAGGGGAGGCAGAUGUGCGUGACGCAUAUAUGAAGCAAAAGCAUCGACUAAUUUGGGAGCGGCGUCAUCCUGAGAUUAUGGAAGAGCGGAAGAGGGCCCUGAAGGAACAUAAGGAAAAACUGGCGAGAGGAGAAUUUGACUACUCAUUCUGGAAAAAGGGAAUGUUUUGGCAAGAUAAGAAGAAUUAUGAGCCACCGUACGAAUUCUACAUGUCGAAGGCUUCUCUCGAAGGAGACAAACCUUUAUCUAAAGAUUGGGAGUACUAUAAAAAGGUUGCCCAAGAUCCAGAAUUUGACAAGGAACAAGGAAAGAAGUCAGAGUUCCAUCUGUUUUAG
Cylicostephanus goldi is the source of this 504-nucleotide messenger RNA. The record is from the annotation of a GenBank genome assembly. Lineage: Eukaryota; Metazoa; Nematoda; Chromadorea; Rhabditida; Strongylidae.